Molecule: messenger RNA, 2262 nt
Organism: Cladophialophora immunda
Lineage: Eukaryota; Fungi; Ascomycota; Eurotiomycetes; Chaetothyriales; Herpotrichiellaceae
Exons: 3
Coding region: 195-2045 (616 amino acids)
Biological process (GO): xenobiotic detoxification by transmembrane export across the plasma membrane
Molecular function (GO): fluconazole transmembrane transporter activity
Source: RefSeq, a predicted model, not a curated record
AUGCGAAACUCAAGGGUCGGUAAGAACUAUAUUAUACAAUCCCAACAUGUCUUCUUUUGUCCUGUCCAUCAUCGGCCUCUUCAAGCCUUCUACAAGAAACGCAUACAUUCCCUCGCGACUCCAAGCCCGUUGUCGCAGUCCCUCGUACUUCCCUAUCGCUUUCUACCUCAACACCCCUUGAAGCAGUCCUCACCAUGUCCGCCCUGUUGCGGGAUGCCCCUGUGGGCCAGGUGGUCCGUUUCGUGACGAGGAACAAAUAUUUCCAGUACCCAGAGGAAAGAUCCGAUUUUGUGCUGCCCGACUCCUACCAAUCUCACAAGCUUGGUGCUGCAACCCCAACACAGCCAGUACUCCCCGUGCCUGAGGAUAUUGAGAAGAGGAUCGAGGAGGAUUCCGACGAUGCCCACAGCCUUUCUGCUGCCAGAACGGCCGCAGAUGGCGAGUCCGUUGCUCUUUCAGACCGGACGCUGUCCAAAAUCAUGACUCGACCCGAGCUGAGCCAAGUCAACACCCGCGCCGAUCUCGAACAAGCCUAUUCCAACGCCACGCGGCAAGAGACGCUGAAGAAUCAAGUUAGUCGACCCAUCGCGCCGCAAGUCACUUCCGAUGGCACCAUCUUGGUCGACUGGUAUGCCACCGAUGACCCGGAGAAUCCACAGAACUGGUCCCGGGGCAAGAAAACCAUCGUCGUCCUGCAAAUCUACCUGUACACUCUUGCCGUCUAUAUGGGAUCGGCCAUCUUCACGCCGUCUGAGCCGGUCAUUGUUGAAAAGAUGGGGGUCUCGCCGAACGUCGCUGCGCUCGGCUUGUCUAUGUACGUCUUGGGGUACGGCAUUGGUCCUCUGAUCUUCAGCCCCCUGUCGGAGAUUCCUAUCAUCGGCCGCAACCCGCCUUAUAUGAUCACCUUGGGAAUCUUUGUGAUCAUUUCCAUCCCCACUGCCGUGGUCAACAGCUUCCCUGCGCUCGUCGUUUUGCGUUUUCUGCAGGGCUUCUUCGGCAGCCCGUGUUUGGCCACCGGCGGUGCAUCGAUUGGCGACAUCUUCUCGCUCCUGAAGCUUCCUUACUUCCUCACCGGGUGGGCCGCUUUUGCUACAGCUGGUCCCGCUCUUGGUCCCAUCAUCUCCGGCUUCUCGGUGCCCGCCACGAACUGGCAUUGGUCGCUCUGGGAGAUCGUCUGGCUCGCCGCUCCGGUCUACGUCUCGCUCCUGUUCCUGCUGCCCGAGACAUCUUCCUCCAACAUCCUGCUCCGCCGCGCUGCUCGUCUUCGCAAAUUGACCGGCAACAACAAUCUCAAGUCCCAGUCCGAGAUCGACCAAGAGAAAUUGACUGUCAAUGAAGUGGUGGUUGGCAACCUCUGGCGACCGGCCCAGAUCAACAUCCUCGACCCUGCCGUGCUCUUCACCAGCCUUUACACGGCCUUGAUGUACAGCAUAUUCUACUCUUUCUUCGAAGUCUUCCCUCUUGUCUACGCGACCGGCAACCCAGGCAAGGCCACACAUGGCUACGGCAUGAACGGCGGCGAGAUUGGCCUGAUUUUCCUCUCCAUCUCGGUCGGCGUUAGCAUUGCCAUUACCAUCUACGUCCUGUACCUGCACUUUGUGUUCGAGCCGGAGAUUCGCACCAGAGGUCUUGGAGAGCCUGAGCGACGUCUCAUUCCCGCCCUUCCAGCAAGUCUGCUGUUGCCCAUCGGUUUGUUCUGGUUUGCAUGGACUGGUAACAGCUCCCCCAAGAUCCACUGGAUCGUGCCCACGCUCGGUGUCGUGGUAUUCACGGUCGGGAUCUUCAUCCUCUUCCAGUGUAUCUUCAUCUACAUCCCCUUGACGUACCCGCAAUACGCUGCGUCGCUCUUCGCCGGCAACGAUUUUGCCCGUUCGUCGAUCGCCGCGGGUGCGAUUCACUUCUCCCGCCCCUUGUUCCACAACUUGGGCGUCGGCAGUGGCGUCAGCUUGCUUGCGGGGCUGACUGUCGGUGGCAUCAUCGGCAUUUUCGUCUUGUGGAAAUUUGGUGCAAACUUGAGAGCCAGGUCGAGGUUUGCUGCCAAAUAAAGAGAUGCGUACAGCAUUUCUGUGGGAGUACGAGGACACGAAUUCCAUUGAGUUGGGCGAAUCAAACGAUUCUAUGUGUACAAUAUUAAGCGGUCGAUUUUGGGCAGGUUCUGCUCCUCAUUCGCAGCGACAAAGCAAGCGAUGGCGUUGGAGGAGUGAUGAUCCUAUAUUAAUACUACAGCAGGACUGGCUAUAGACAAUCCACGCAUGCAUUCAA